AUGUCAUCGCCGAGUCAAUCAACAGAGUCCAUCAAACGUCGAGUCAAUCAACAGAGUCCAUCAAACGCCGAGUCAAUCAACAGAGUCCAUCAAACGUCGAGUCAAUCAACAGAGUCCAUCAAACGUCGAGUCAAUCAACAGAGUCCAUCAAACGUCGAGUCAAUCAACAGAGUCCAUCAAACGUCGAGUCAAUCAACAGAGUCCAUCAAACGUCGAGUCAAUCAACAGAGUCCAUCAAACGUCGAGUCAAUUAACAGAGUCCAUCAAACGCCGAGUCAAUCAACAGAGUCCAUCAAACGUCGAGUCAAUCAACAGAGUCCAUCAAACGUCGAGUCAAUUAACAGAGUCCAUCAAACGCCGAAUCAAUCAACAGAGUCCAUCAAACGCCGAGUCAAUCAACAGAGUCCAUCAAACGCCGAGUCAAUCAACAGAGUCCAUCAAACGCCAAGUCAAUCAAUAGAGUCCAUCAAACGUCGAGUCAAUCAACAGAGUCCAUCAAACGCCGAGUCAAUCAACAGAGUCCAUCAAACGCCGAGUCAAUCAACAGAGUCCAUCAAACGUCGAGUCAAUCAACAGAGUCCAUCAAACGCCGAGUCAAUCAACAGAGUCCAUCAAACGCCGAGUCAAUCAACAGAGUCCAUCAAACGUCGAGUCAAUCAACAGAGUCCAUCAAACGUCGAGUCAAUCAACAGAGUCCAUCAAACGCCGAGUCAAUCAACAGAGUCCAUCAAACGUCGAGUCAAUCAACAGAGUCCAUCAAACGUCGAGUCAAUCAACAGAGUCCAUCAAACGCCGAGUCAAUCAACAGAGUCCAUCAAACGCCGAGUCAAUCAACAGAGUCCAUCAAACGUCGAGUCAAUCAACAGAGUCCAUCAAACGCCGAGUCAGUCAACAGAGUCCAUCAAACGCCAAGUCAAUCAAUAG
Molecule: messenger RNA, 924 nt
Organism: Biomphalaria glabrata
Lineage: Eukaryota; Metazoa; Mollusca; Gastropoda; Planorbidae
Product: mucin-3A-like
Exons: 1
Coding region: 1-924 (307 amino acids)
Source: RefSeq, a predicted model, not a curated record